AUGAAGGGUCGCCCAAUCGACCAGAUCGUGUACGAGUGCAUGUUUCCCAAGCCCAAAACAACGGAUCCUCAAAAUUUUCAAGGGCUUCUGCAACGUCAGCUCGUACCAGAAGUUCGACUGGAAACCCAGGCAUUCUAUGGCCAUCUCUCUUCACAAGAAGCCAAAUAUCCAGGACUGGAUUACUCAUAUCCACCACAUCGUGUACGACUCUCUCGAUACCAGUGGCACCGACGCCUAUUUCGUGCCUUUGACAAUCUCGGUCUGACGAAAUUUGAAAUCGCAAGCUUGACAAAAUGGGAAGGUACACGCUGGGCAAAAGACCGAUUCGAGAAAGAACAAGGGAUCGUGAUUCGGGAUUCUACUGGGGAUGGAAUUGAGGAUUGGGUAGAGCCAGAAUUACGCGUUGCGAGUACCCUACAAGCUCACCGUGUGGAUGUAGAGAACAUGGAGGACAUUCGAGAAAACGAAGGGAUCCAGAAUGACAUGGACGAGGAUGGAGAUGAUUCAGAUAUCGAGAUCCAGAGCGUAGGAAUCGAGCUGAACGAACGGUUGCGAGCAGCUGUUGCACAACGAGAGGCAGGAAAUUCGGCAACAGUGAUGGAUGAGGAGUGGGAGCAGUGGUUGAAGGAAGCUGCUGAAGCUGGGGGGUUGCCAUUUCUCACUUCAGAUCUUUCACCGAAUGCCAACAUUCCAGGUACAAGACCAGCAUCCGACCGCCAAACCUUGGAUCCUCGACUUCUGAACGCUGCGAGAUUAGGACAAUGGCAGAACAUUCCUGAUUUCCUGCACAACAUCGUCAGACAAAACCUGGAGGCCAAUAAUCGUCGGAUAGAAGAUUCAGCUAUCAGCUCUCCUUCCUCGGCGAAUCUUUCUCCUUCGUUCGCCUCAAGACCUCGCACCAGAGCUACCCCAACAUCCUCAAAUCCCACUAGACGACUCAAUCCAAGAAUGGUUUCAAGUCUAGACAACCAUUUCGCAGAACACUUUUCCCGGAGACCAGUUGUCCCACAGUCUACGGUUCGCCUCGAUUCCGAACCAUUCGCAGCCGAGGUUCGACUCCCAACAAUGAGCGCACAACCAAAUAAUGGAGCAUGA
This is a messenger RNA of Lachnellula hyalina, 1095 nucleotides long. RefSeq lists its product as uncharacterized. The coding region runs from base 1 to 1095 and encodes 364 amino acids. The record is from RefSeq and is a predicted model, not a curated record. Lineage: Eukaryota; Fungi; Ascomycota; Leotiomycetes; Helotiales; Lachnaceae. The transcript has a single exon.